AUGUUAGCUGUAGCUCUUAUAGUCGUGGCCGUUGUCGCCGUGUACCUGUACGGUACGAGAACAUUUAGAUAUUGGGAGAAGAGAGGAAUUAAACAUGACAAGCCCAUUCCGUUCUUCGGCAACAACUGGCCGAUGUACUCCAGAAUGAAGAGCAUGUCAGAAAUCGCUACUGAACUGUACUGGAGGUAUCCAAAAGAAAGGGUCGUGGGCUUCUAUCGAGCAACACAACCGGAACUAGUGAUCAGAGAUGCAGAACUCGUGAAGCAAGUUCUCGUGACAGACUUUAACUAUUUUAGUACACGGGGCUUAAAUACUCAUAAAACUGUUUUGGAGCCAUUGUCAAAGAAUCUGUUCUUUGCCGACGGCGACAUUUGGAAGUUAUUGAGACAACGCAUGACGCCUGCAUUUACAAGCGGAAAGCUAAAGGCGAUGUUUCCACUCAUCAUAGAACGGGCUGAACGCUUGCAGAAAAAUGCAAUAAAUGUACCGCCAACUGGAGGUGUCCUGGAUUCCCGAGAAAUAAUGGCACGCUACACUACUGACUUCAUCGGAGCGGUCGGCUUCGGUCUGGAUUCAGAUUCAUUGAGUGAAGAAGAUUCAGCUUUUAGAAGACUCGGCGUCGAAAUUUUCAAAUUUGACGUUAGUCAAUUAAUAACACAAAUGCUCAAGGAAAUGUUUCCUGAAACAUUCAAGCAUUUAAGAAUUAUGAAAAAAAUUGAAAAUGACGUAUUUGCUCUAGUCCGAGGUAUAUUGCAAAAGAGAAAUAACAAACCAAGUGGAAGAAAUGAUUUCAUCGACCUACUGCUAGAAUGUAAGAAAAAAGGCAACAUGGUCGGAGAAUCUAUGGAAAUAACAAAACCUGAUGGUACACCUGAACAUGUAUCGAUAGAACUAUCUGAAGCUCUAAUGGUUGCUCAAGUGUUUGUGUUCUUUGCUGCUGGCUUCGAGACCUCCGCUUCUUCUACAAGUUAUACUCUACAUGAACUGGCUUAUCAUCCAGAAGAGCAAAUGAAGGUGCAAGAAGAAAUAGAUAGAGUUUUAGCGAAAUACGACAAUAAAUUAUGCUAUGAUGCAAUCAAUGAAAUGAAUUAUUUACGAUGCGCUUUUAAAGAAGGUAUCCGAAUGUUUCCUUCGUUGGGUCACUUGGUGAGGAAGUGUACUCGGAAGUAUACAUUCCCGGACACGGACUUAACAAUAGACGAGGGAGUAUCGAUAGUCAUUCCAGUACAAGCUAUGCACAAAGAUCCUCAAUUCUUCGAGGACCCCGAUAAGUACCGGCCUGAACGCUUUCUGACUGACUUCAUCAAUCCAAUGACGAAGCACAUAUAUUUGCCUUUUGGUGAAGGUCCUCGAGCAUGCAUUGGCGAGAGACUCGGUCUGAUGCAGUCCCUGGCCGGUUUGGCGGCGGUGCUGUCCCGGUACACAGUGGAACCCGCCCCGCAAACGCAGCGCCAUCCCACAGUGGAUCCCACAUCGAAUAUAGUGCAGUCUGUCAUCGGUGGCAUACCUUUGAUGUUCCGUCCGAGGACUGUGUAACAACCGAUUACUUACAAGAACCCUAUUCUACUGCGAUAUUGAAAAUUCUGAAGAUACUAGUGCAAAAUUUAUAUACGAUAAAUAAAAACUACGG
Papilio polytes (common Mormon) is the source of this 1630-nucleotide messenger RNA. RefSeq names its product cytochrome P450 6B2-like. The coding region runs from base 1 to 1536 and encodes 511 amino acids. Lineage: Eukaryota; Metazoa; Arthropoda; Insecta; Lepidoptera; Papilionidae. Gene Ontology annotation, molecular function: iron ion binding; oxidoreductase activity, acting on paired donors, with incorporation or reduction of molecular oxygen; heme binding. The record is from RefSeq and is a predicted model, not a curated record. The transcript is spliced from 2 exons.